AUGCCCGCAUUCGUCUUUGGUAUGGCAGUCUUGGGUGUGGGCAUUUCAAUGUGUAGGGUAAUUGCAGUGUGUAUACUCGUACAAUAUAGAGAGAAUGCUGUUAUUGGGAUUAUGUAUGGGUUUAGCUCUAUCGGACAAACUACAGCACCUUUCCUGCUCCGCUUGAUACAAAAAGUCACUACAUGGAAGCAUUUCUUUUGGAUAAUUAUGGCAUAUUUCGCAAUAAUUGGUAUCAUGCAGUUCUUUGUCUUGAAAGAUGUCGUUUUAUACGGCAGUAAAGGUGAUCUACUGCCCAUUAGACAGAAAUGGCAUGGUAUACUCACCGACAAGAAGCUAUGGAAACGGAUAAUGUCUUUGACGUUAAGUCAGCUUAUAACAGAAUCAUGGGCUCACUGGAUGAGCACUUACGUAAAGGACAUAAAGAAACUGACAUUCCACGUCUUGUCCAUUGGUUCAUUCGAGCUAGCGAUAUAUCGAUCGGGUGCGACGGUCAGCUCGAUAUGCUUCUCGCAUCUGUACAAGAAGGUAGGAUAUAAGCGUUCGAAUCUCGCCCUGCUGUGGUCGACAUGUGGAUUCCUCAUUGGUAUAAAUGAGGCACAAGGCAUACGUUCCGUCAGUAUAUUGAAUGCCUUCAUAGGUUUUGCGCUUGCACCAACGUUGGCUAACAUGCUGGGCAGCAUUUCAAGCGAUAUUAAUCUCCCUUAUGUCGAGACGACAGUAUCAUUCGCGUUGGCAGUAUCUACAACGGGUGUUGUUGUCGGGCCCCUUGUAUUGUCGUUCUUGAUUAGGGAUUUUGGUAUUGACGUGAUUGUUGGAACAUCUAUCGUUAUGGCCUUCGUGGCUUCUUUGUCGAAUAUACACGAACCAGUCAGCCUUGUCAAUAGUAUCAAAGCGCUGCCGCGCAGGGCAUUUCUUCAGUCGGAUUUAGUUAGAAAACGAUUGAUGAACCACAAGGAACAGCUUUAA
Molecule: messenger RNA, 966 nt
Organism: Wallemia mellicola CBS 633.66
Lineage: Eukaryota; Fungi; Basidiomycota; Wallemiomycetes; Wallemiales; Wallemiaceae
Product: MFS general substrate transporter
Exons: 2
Coding region: 1-966 (321 amino acids)
Biological process (GO): transmembrane transport
Cellular component (GO): membrane
Molecular function (GO): transmembrane transporter activity
Source: RefSeq, a predicted model, not a curated record